GUCCCCGGGCCACAUUUCCCAGCAAAGCCUGGGAGGUGCCAGGACUGUUCUUGCCAGUGCUGCUCUGCUCCACUGGAGCUGCUCUGCCAGCAGGAGAAGGCCAGGGGAACCUGUGAGAGCGUGUGAGACAUUGCUUGCCAAGAGGCAAGGAGCAGGAGCAAGGGAGUAAGCACCGCUUCCCCAGCUGCUGCACAGCAUGGUGGCUGGGGUGUUCAGAUACCUGCUCUUCAAACCCUUGGAUCCCAAGCAGCUUUCCUUACUGAAGGAACUUAGCACCUUGGAAAUCUGCAGAGUGUGGGAAACCACAUCCAAGUACAUCCAGGGACAGCUGCUGGAGAAGAGGGCGGUGGAUAUUGGAAUUGGGAGCUUUGCAGUUGUGUCAGCUCGUGCUGCUGCUGGAGAGGAUGGGGUUCUGGUUGUGGAUAAACCCAUUUUCCAGCUGAACCAACACGUCCAGGAAUUUUACGAGAUCAAGGAGCCUAAAACCAAAAUUCCUUCUGAGAUGUUCGAGUAUCCACUGGACUUUCAGGAGAUUGCUAAAAACAGCUACUUCCGCGUGCCAAUCGUAGAGCGCUGCAUCCAUGAGACCUUGCUCUUCUUUGCUGAGGCCAUCCGAGGAAAGAAGGAAGUUGACUUCUUCUUCAAGAGACUUGGCAUUCUUUCUCUGAGAGGGCAGGAGGUCAUCAUGAACUUCUUUGAUGACUGCGUACUGCAGCUGGAUGCCACGGGCAACAUGCUGCCUGCUCUUCUUGGGGACCCUGAGAUGAUGAAUAUGAUUGCGUUUAAAGGCAAAAACAAAUUUACUCGACGCAGUGAGGAUGGCUGCAUCAUCAUACCAAAGAUUGGAGUUGAGGGCUCAAAGACCAGCCGAGAAAUUACUUCCCUCAAGCCCCGAAGAGAGUCUCAGCCGUGGGGCGGGGGUGCCCGAAGAGUGAGCGUGUAUGAUCCGGUGGUGCUGGCUCGGCGCAGGGCAUCUCAAGCUGUGAGGGAAGAGAGAAAACAAAAGGAGCAGGAGAAGAAAAAGCAAGGAGUAAGAGUCAGGUUCCUGUCACAACUUGAGCAGGCGCAUGCUGAAGACCUGAAACAACUAAAACCUCCAGACCAGCCAAAGCCCUCUGCCAGUGCCAAGCAGCCCUCCAGAAUGGCAGCGCGCUUGAUGCGUGCUCAGAUUGAAGAGAAACGGCUCCAGGUGCUGAUGGCCUCCAAGCGCAAGGAGGUAGAAGCUGAAAUCCAGCGCCAGUACCAAGAGUGCACACACAGGCUGAGCUCGGAGAGAAGCCAGUACCCCUUCCACCGCCUGCUGGAGGGUGACCCUCGUCCUUCCUACAUCGUGAGAAGGGAGUAUGACCAGCAGCUGGGAGAGAGGCUGAAGGGGAAGGACGGGUGCCAAAGCCCUGCAGGACAGACAGCACCAAAGGGGUGGCAGAACAAGCCACAGCUCCCGGGGACAUCACGGGAACAGAAAGGAGAGAAAAUGAGGCUCUUGGACCACCAUGGGGAGACCCAGGGCCUGUGAGGCAGCUUCCAGCUGCAGCAGCCGUAGCCAUCCCAGCCUACACCAAAACUCUGCUUCAGGCGCCAGCGACUGCACCCAGGCGCACUCAGGCAGAACCUCCCGCUGCUGCAUGCUGCCACCUUUGUAGGGGGAGAGCUGUCAGCAGCGGGGGCGAGGGGCAUCUUCAGAAAAGUAACUUAACAUCUUCAAACAAUUAAAGAGAAAUUCACAAC
Messenger RNA from Gallus gallus (chicken), 1728 nucleotides. Its product is annotated as coiled-coil domain-containing protein 81-like. The coding region runs from base 197 to 1516 and encodes 439 amino acids. Gene Ontology annotation, cellular component: centrosome. NCBI's taxonomy places the organism in Eukaryota, Metazoa, Chordata, Aves, Galliformes, Phasianidae. The record is from RefSeq and is a predicted model, not a curated record. The transcript is spliced from 11 exons.